GCUUAUUCUUGGCUAUCAUGAUACACGAGAUAAAAUUUCCCUUUAUUCUAAAGGUUCUGGAGGUCUCGAUGAACUUCGUAAUAAUCUUAGAGAGGAAGUGCUUUAUGGUUUCCUUAGAAUUGAAAACAGAUUCGUCUUGCUUACUUAUGUUAGCGAAGCACCCGCGCGUUGGUCCACGGCAGAGCCGUUGGCACAUCAAAUUCAGAUUAAUGCUUCCACCCCAAAUGACCUUACGGAAGCUAAUGUCCGUAAUAGAUUGAAAUUAGGUGAACCAGCUGAAAGACCAAAUUCUCCUCCAGGUCCGAAGCGUAGUCAAACUCUUCCCGGUACUCCACCGGCUGGAAGCCCUGUUCAACCUCAAGUUCCUGUGUCUCCUGUUUCUCCUAAACAACAACCUCAACCUGACUCAGGAAAUGAUGAAGCUCUCUUAAAACAAGAAUCUGAAAGACGCGCUGCUGAAGACGCUGAAAGACUAGCGCGUGAAAAAGGUGAACGUGAUGCUGUUGCCCAAAGAAAAGUGGCUGAACAAGUUGCUAGGGAGGCCGCUCAAAGGAGAGCUGCUGAAGAGGCUGAAAAAAAGAAACAAGAAGCAGCUGACCAAGAAAGAAGAGAAAAGGCUGCUGCAGAAGCAAAAGCUAAAGCAGAACUUGAACGUAAAAAUCGUGAAGAAGCUGAGCGAAAACGUAACGAAGAACUUAGAAAUAAAUUUGCUGAAUUGGAAAAGAGUGGCAAGUUCUGGAAACGUCGUUUCUUUGAACUUCGCGGCAAGACACUCUACCUUUUCCGAGAUGAAACUGAUAAGCUUCCCAUUUCCAAACUUGAACUUGAUGGUCAAGUCACUGGCGUAACAGAUGCACAAUCUGAA
Messenger RNA from Racocetra persica, 865 nucleotides. The record is from the annotation of a GenBank genome assembly. Lineage: Eukaryota; Fungi; Glomeromycota; Glomeromycetes; Diversisporales; Gigasporaceae.